UACACCCUUGGCUCCUUGAUCCAACGCUGGACGGGAAUUUUCAUUGCUUCAUUUUUGUUGUUUGAUCACUUGUCGCAUAGGAAGCGUUACUUUCCACAGUGAAACUUAUGUAGCCAAUACAAUUGUAUCACUUUCCACUGGAACUACUUAGCAGAAGAUACAAAGUAAACUUUAAACAUUUUUUUUACCACUGCUCGCGUUGGGCUCGAGUUGAUCGAGAAUGGGGGGUGUUGUUUUACACAGGCUUUUGAUCGUUCCAACAAAUCAACAGUAGAAACAAGUUUCACGCCACCAAGUCCCAUCCCGACCUUUAACCUCCAGAUAACACAUGGAUGACCUGGAUGCUGUCAGAGGACUCUCUCCCCGGCCCGCUCCUCCUCCUGAGGACUCGGUGUCCCUCUCCACGUCCUCCACAGACACCAUCAACUUAGAAGAUGGCCACUACUCUGCCCUGCGAGCGGAGCUGGAGGCUGAUGCUCAGGACUUGGAGGGAGAGUCCUGGAGUGUUGCUGUGGACCAGCAGUACAUAAACAGCCUCCACCAAGACGCUGUAAAGAGGCAAGAUGUCAUCUACGAGUUGAUCCAGACAGAGGUGCAUCAUGUGCGGACCCUGAAGCUGCUGCUGAGUGUUUACCAGUAUGAGCUGAGACACAGCCUACAUAUGGAGGAGACUAGGCUUGAGAGGAUGUUCCCCCAGAUCGACAGCCUGCUGCACAUCCACCAACACUUCCUGUGGUGUCUCAUGGACGGCCGGGACAGACACAACCACCACACUGUCACACAGCUGGGAGAUAUCCUCAUCAACCAGUUUUCAGGUGAGGUGGGGGAGAGGAUGAAGGAGAGUUACGGCGUGUUCUGUAGUCACCACACUGACGCCGUCAGCCUCUACAAGGAACAGCUACAGAACAACAAAAAGUUCCAGAACUUGAUUAUGAAAAUCGGUCGUUUGUCCAUCGUUCGGAGGUUAGGAGUACCAGAAUGCAUCCUGUUGGUGACUCAGCGGAUCACAAAGUACCCCGUCCUGGUGGAACGCAUUCUACAGAACACUGAAGCCGACAGUGAGGAGCACGGUGCCCUGGCCCAGGCCCUGGUUCUGAUCAAAGAGACCAUCUCUGCUGUGGACUCCCAGGUCCAUGACUAUGAGAGGGCCUCCAGGCUGAGAGACAUAGGCAGCAGGCUGGAGCCUCGUUCCCAUGGCCGGUGGAAGGACGGCAGGGAAUUCACCAGAGAGGAUCUGGCUGAGGGCUUCAGAACCCUGCUCCACGAGGGGACGGUCAACUGUCGGGUGGCAAACGGACGGCUCAAAGACAUCCAUGCUGUUCUGUUGUCAGAUGUCCUGCUGCUCUUACAAAAGGAAAAGGACCAGAAACUCAUAUUUGCUAAUGUGGACAACAAGACGUCGGUGAUCUCCCUCCAGAUGCUGAUCGUCAGGGAGAUGGCCCAUGAGGACAAGGCUAUGUUCCUGAUCAGUGCUUCGUCCAGCAUGCCAGAGAUGUACGAGAUACACACAUCCUCCAGAGAGGACUGCAACGCCUGGAUGAGCCUUAUACGAGACGCUGUCAACAGUUGUCCAGUAAUGGAGGAGCAGCUGAGCAAUGAGCAGGAGGAGGCCAGGCUAGCCAGGCUCAGAGACUUCCAAGAGCGUCUGUAUGUGAAGGAUUCCCAGAUCAUGCAGAGCCUGACAGAGAAGCUGCAGAUGUUUGCUGACAUGGCGGAGGCUGUAACAGGGAUAGAGGAUCUAGCUGCCCACUCAUGUCUGCUGCUCCACGGUGACGCCUCAGACCUCCAGCAGGGGGAGACACUGCUCAAGGGGGCCAUCACUGAGGUGGAGAAUCUGCAGAACCUUCUCCUGUCCGGUGUGACUGUGCGAGAUCCCCAUCCAGAGGACAGCCUGGGACCAGGGAGGUUCAGUUUGAGGCCAGAAGUGGUACGGCUUUGUCUAGGGGGGCUCGGCCUUGGGCGGCUGGGGAACCUGUCGGUGCUGAGGAGAGCGGAGACCUUUGGAGGUUACGACUGCUACCGUCCCACCCCCAUCAAGAAUGUAGAGGGACGACCCCAACGUUCAAACUCUGACCCCCAGCUACAGGACCUCGACCAAUCGGAGAGCCUGGAACUGUCGUUCUUUUACACCGUGCUGACUCUCUCACAUAGGCUCUACGGUCUGCAGGCCAUCGUCUCCCAGCAGGACAGCCACAUUGAGCUCCAGCGUGCCUCUCUUUUGGAGCGUGAGCGUCCGGGUCGCAACCGAGGCAACAUGCUCCUGGAGCAGGAGAAACAACGUAACCUGGAGAAACAGAGAGAAGAGGUGGCCAACUUCCACAAGCUGCAGACACAGCACCGCCAAAACCAGGCUCGCUGGGAGAAGGAGCGGGAGCGUCACCGGCUGCAGGCGGAGGUCCUAGAGGCGGAGUUAAGACGGAGAGAGGAGGAGUGUGGGAGACUGGAGGAGAAACUAGAGGCGGAGCGAGAGGAGCUGGAGAGACAGAGAGUGACGUACCAACAGGAUCUGGAGAGGCUGAGGGAGUCAAUGAGGACGGUGGAAAAACAGAAGGAACACCUCAAUACACAGAUGAAGUUGAAGCAGAACAAGACCAACCCUGGGAGUUUUAACUUCACAGCUCAGCAGGCUCCCCUCUCCCAGUCCUUCCGAGGGGAUCCUCCCCUCUCCCAGUCCUUCCGAGGGGAUCCUCCCCUCUCCCAGUCCUUCCGAGGGGAUCCUCCCCUCUCCCAGUCCUUCCGAGGGGAUCCUCCCCUCUCCCAGUCCUUCCGAGGGGAUCCUCCCCUCUCCCAGUCCUUCCGAGGGGAUCCUCCCCUCUCCCAGUCCUUCCGAGGGGAUCUUCCCCUCUCCCAGUCCUUCCGAGGGGAUCCUCCCCUCUCCCAGUCCUUCCGAGGGAACCUGACGGCUGAUUGGAUGAAGGGAAGAGAGGUGAUCCAGAUCCCCAAGGUCCUCGUUCCCCACAGCCUCUCUGUAGCCACCAACAUUUUCCUGGAGCAGCCCCCGGAGGUGCCCCCUCGCAGGGAGAGCAUCGGCCCCGGGCCCCUUAAACCGGAGUUCCCCAUCCACCUGAUCAGCAAAACCAACCAGGUUGUUCACAAACCAGUGGCCGUGCAACAGCAGAUACCCACCAAGCUGGCUGUCUUUGGCAACAAGGUCAAGGAGAAGAGCAGUAAGAAGAGGUCCCACCACAAGCGAAAUCACAGCGCAGCGUCCAUAGAAAUGUCUCAGGUGGUGCCGAUCAGAGUCACAGGAAAUGAGAGCCAGAGUCUGAGAGGGAAGAAGACUGUGAGCCCACAGAGAAACUACCAAUUAGAUGGUUUCUUCAGUCCUCCAGAGCCCCUGUCCAGCGCUAAGCCCUCCCAGACCCUGUCGUCCAGCAGCAGCAUGAGGAGUAAUAACCAGAGCCACAUCCCUCCACCCAAACCUCCACCCUUCCCCAAAGACAUAGCAAGCAAACCAACCAAGGAACACGUUAUCUACCUGUAAGGACACAGUGCGACACAGGGCGACACCAAAACCCUUAGCUAGGGCUCUGAAACUGGCGGCCCAUGUGCUAAAACCGGCCCACGAGUGAUUUAUAUUUGGCCCGCCAAAGCUCUGUUCACAGUAAAGAUGUGAUUAUAUAUAUCUUUUUUUUUACUGAUUGGGCUUUCUAAUUGCUGGUACUUAUUAAGUUCCUGUUGAAUUUCCACAUUUCCAAAAUUCAUUUCUAUUGUUCGGAUGAGUGUUUGUCUCAACUCUCUCUGCACUCAAGUCUUUUUCUUUUUAAGCCUUUUUAAAGAUGAUUUAAAUUCAUGUUAGGAAGCUGGUUAUUACUUUUAAUUGUUUACAGAUCUCAGGUGCCAAGCACGUUAUCUCAGAGCGCAUAAGAAACUAUUUUUAAUCCAAAUUGACCUGUUCCUCGUAUUGUAUUUCUUCAUGUCAUAGAAUGUAUGGAAGUAAAUGUUCAUUUAGCUGUGAGGUGUAAAACUCUUAUGGCCAGUUUACCAGACGAAGAUUAAGUGUAGUCCAGGACUAAAAAAGAUUCUCAAUUGAGAUUCUCCGUUUUUUUUUGUUGUUGUUUUUUGUCCAAGACCAGUCUUAAUCUGUGUUUGGGAAAUGGGCCCUUAUGGUAUGGGAAUUAUGGUGUAUUUUAACACUGAAUAAUAAUGACUACUGUACUAAAGUA
Molecule: messenger RNA, 4166 nt
Organism: Salvelinus namaycush (lake trout)
Lineage: Eukaryota; Metazoa; Chordata; Actinopteri; Salmoniformes; Salmonidae
Product: rho guanine nucleotide exchange factor 18-like
Exons: 22
Coding region: 329-3484 (1051 amino acids)
Biological process (GO): regulation of Rho protein signal transduction
Cellular component (GO): plasma membrane
Molecular function (GO): guanyl-nucleotide exchange factor activity
Source: RefSeq, a predicted model, not a curated record